UGACGAUUGACGAACAGCCCUAAACGAAUUUUACUUUCUUCAUUCUUGCCGACUGGCUACUGCCACCGCUCGUAGCAAUCUCAUAAGUUGGUUCUUAAUUAGUAAUUACAAUACCGUUUUAAUUAUAAAUAUAUAUACAUGAUAUAACGUUGUCCUGAGUAAUUAUAUGUUUAAUUGUGAACACUGGGACACUGGUUAACCGCUCCUUGUCAGGCAUGUGGAAUUAAUUAUUGGAGGCAUUUGUUGAUUUGUGUAUUCCAAUUAUCAGCACCGGGAUGAUGGUUUUCCAAACGAAAACUGGAGUUCUAUGUUCGCAUUAAAUAAACGCGAGGUUAUAACCAUUAAACAAUAAAUAUAAGUUAUAAAUUUGAAGUAAACUUCUAGUCUAAAAUGCAAGACUUUACAAGUGAUUCAAAUACCCAGCAAAGCACAGUUUCAUUGGCUUUUCUUCGUUUAUCUCAGAAACUUCAAAAAUUUCUUGAUGACAUCACACCAUUUCGAACAGCCAGAUGGAUAGGAGCACUUGUAUUUAUUCUUUUAUUUAUGAUAAGAAUAAUAAUGCUACAGGGAUGGUAUAUAAUUACGUAUGCAUUAGGUAUAUACCAUUUAAAUUUAUUCAUUGCAUUCCUUACACCAAAAAUAGAUCCAGCUAUGGAUGAGUUUGAAGAUGAUUCUGGUCCAUCGUUGCCAACACGAGCAAAUGAAGAAUUCAGACCAUUUAUUCGCCGAUUACCUGAAUUUAAAUUUUGGUAUUCGGUAAUAAAAUCUACAUUGUUGUCAAUAUUUUUGACAUUUUUCCAAUUCUUUGACGUUCCUGUAUUUUGGCCUAUUCUUGUCUUAUACUUUAUUGUUCUAUUUUGUAUAACAAUGAAACGCCAAAUAAUGCAUAUGAUCAGAUACAGAUAUUUACCAUUCACUCACAGUAAGCCCAAAUAUCAAGGUCAUGAUGAGAGUGGAAAGGUGAUUAGAGCUAAAUGAUUAUUAAAUGGUGAGGAGCUAUCUCUAAUUCCAGAAAAAUUGGUACCAGUUGUCACUCAAAAUGUAACGUGAUCAGAUAUUUUAUGUCUGUCUAAUUAAUUUUGUUUUUAUUGUACACAGAUAUUAUAUUAUAAUAAUUAACUUAAAGGUAAAACUAAAAUGUUAAUAUUAUAUUCAGUUACUUGAACCCAAAUAAUAGAUAAUUGGGCUAUUAAUAUUUUUUUGUUAUAAUAAAGUUAUAAUAUUUAGUAGAAAUAAUUAUUAGAUGAUCAUAAUUGAAAUAUUUGAAUUUUCUUAUUAUUAUUUUUUUUUUUUACAUCUAAUAUGUAACUGUGCAAAAGUUCAAAUAUAAAUAUUGUUGGACAUAAAUCAAAAAUUUUUUUUUAGUGUGCACUUACAUAAUGGGGUAAUACAAUAUUAAUUUUAUAAACAAACUUCAGUUUUUGUAAUAUAAAUAUUUUCGUUUGGAAACAUUUAAAUACAACAUAAUAUAUAA
Rhopalosiphum padi (bird cherry-oat aphid) is the source of this 1474-nucleotide messenger RNA. Its product is annotated as protein RER1. The coding region runs from base 391 to 978 and encodes 195 amino acids. The transcript has 7 exons. Gene Ontology annotation, biological process: protein retention in ER lumen; retrograde vesicle-mediated transport, Golgi to endoplasmic reticulum. Gene Ontology annotation, cellular component: Golgi membrane. Lineage: Eukaryota; Metazoa; Arthropoda; Insecta; Hemiptera; Aphididae. The record is from RefSeq and is a predicted model, not a curated record.